AUGUCGAUUCCGCCUCGCCUGAUUUCCAACGCCGUGCCCUCCGUGGUCAAACCAACGACGUUGCUCAUCCUCGUGGAUGACGACUCGAUCGGCAGUGGUUGGUGCGAACAGUUCAGUCAGGAGGGAUACAAUGUCCUGCAUGUCAAAUACCCCGUCGUUGAGGAAGACGGGUACGACCUCCGUCAGGCACUUCUGAAGGCCGAUAAAGAAGUCAGCAAGUUGGGCGGCGACUGGGCCCUGAUCACGUAUGGACUAUCUGCAGUGGAUGCGAGGACCUUGCGAUCCUCUAUUCUGUUCUCGUGGAAUGACUUAAAGGCUUGUAUCCACUUCUGCCCCAACACAACGAGUGCAAAGCCUUUCUUGUUGAAGAAAAAGGCUGGAGGAUACAUCCCGUCCGUCUUUCACAUACCCGCGAGCCAGGAGCUCAUCCACGCUGCGCUGAUCCCACAUACCCAGACAGAACAACUUAACAACAAUAGCCGAUCUCACCCUACGAUAUCCGUGUUCACUUACCCACUCGUCCCGGAGAAAUUCCCGUUCCCACUGAUGCUGAACGCGCCGUCCCGUGCCGCGAGGGAAACUGUCUGCCCACACAUUCGCUCCGCGACGACGCUGUCUCUCACUCGCACCUUGACGUUGCUGCGAAGAUGCAUCGGGCCUUAUUUCGACCUGGAGUCAGUGUGGGAGCAACACGCUCACUAUGAAUUUGUUGAAAGGGACCCACAAAAGACCUUGUCAACUAUGGUUUCUGAGCCUUAUGUGAAUCACAUUUCCACUUUAACGGGAGGUAUGGGUCGUAAGGAUUUAUUGAGGUUUUACAAGACAAACGUGCCUCCGAAUCACGAAGAAACUCACAAUGACGUAGACCACGCCUCCAGACACCGAAAUGAUCACCGUUUCGCGUACAGCUUUCUGCCCGGCAUACCGCCCACCGGUAAGAAAUUAGAAUUCCCUGUAGUGGGAAUCGUUGCAUUUCGAGGGGACAAGAUGUUUUUCGAAUAUUGGGACCAAGCUUCCGUCUUAGUACAGCUCGACCUGCUUGAUCCAACCAAUCUCCCCGUCGCGGGUGUGGAUGUCGCCCGGAAGGUGCUCGAUCCAUUUGGGGUACCGAGUAACACGUUGCUGGCGCGGUGGAAGACCAGCGAAGGCUUAGGCACUCAGUGA
This is a messenger RNA of Pleurotus ostreatus (oyster mushroom), 1164 nucleotides long. RefSeq lists its product as uncharacterized. The record is from RefSeq and is a predicted model, not a curated record. Gene Ontology annotation, biological process: polyketide metabolic process. Bases 1 to 1164 code for a protein of 387 amino acids. The transcript is spliced from 10 exons. NCBI's taxonomy places the organism in Eukaryota, Fungi, Basidiomycota, Agaricomycetes, Agaricales, Pleurotaceae.